UUGUAGUCUAAACCUUCUUUUCAUGCUAUAAACCGUCCAGUUGCGGUACCUUGUCACCUAUUUUCGUCUACGAAGAUACCUACCCCCUGACAGGAUUCCAAGGUAGUCGUCAUCAUUACGUCGUUACCUGUCGUUAUCCGUCGUUUAUACGAACGUUUGAACUUUCGAUAGCACCCGGCAUCUAACCUUGAAGCCUGGAUAGCUAUUUGAGUUCCUAGCAUAGGCUAGCUAGUUUGGGAAGAAUUAAACUAUGAGCGAACCGCCUCGUCGAUCUAGUUUCGGGAUGUUGCUUCGACGCAGUAAAUCGGGUGACCUCGGCAAGGGGAAGAAGCACCAGAAGGACCAACACAGGGAAACCGUGCCCAAAUCUCCUCCACGUCUUCCGGCUCUCUACAAUGGUGCUCAACCUCCUCCGCCUCUACAAAGUUUUGGAGGCGAUGCCCGCCCAGAUUCCUUAGCAAUCGUUUCUGGAACCGCAGACCACUCGUUUCACCGUUAUCCUCCCAGAGCAUCUAUUGACCCUGGCCGUCCUUCGAUGUCUUCAACUUUUGCCAGUCCUCCAGUGCCGCCUGUUCCCAACGGAGGUUGGGUCGACCCCUACGCCCGCACCGAAAGUAUGACGCACCGUGGCCGGUAUAGCUAUGCGAGUAGUGCCGUUAGCACCAUCAACAGCCCUAGAAGAGUUCGUCGAAGGAAGGAUCCUACCCCUUUCAACGUCUUGAUUGUGGGUACUCGUGGUUCCGGAAAGACCUCAUUCCUCGAAUUUCUCAAGACUUCUCUGGCUUUGCCAGCUAAGAAACGAUCUCAGCGAUCGACCGAGAUCGAACAGGAAGUCACCGCCAAUGCCACUCCUUCGGGCAACUUCAUACCGCAUUACCUCGAGAGCGAGAUUGAUGGAGAACGUAUUGGAUUGACCUUAUGGGACUCAGAGGGUCUCGAGAAGAAUGUGGUGGAUCUACAAUUGAGAGAGAUGUCAACCUUCCUAGAGAGCAAAUUUGAGGAGACGUUCGCGGAGGAGAUGAAGGUGGUUCGAUCACCCGGCGUUCAGGACACGCACAUCCACGCAGUAUUCCUCAUCCUAGAUCCGGCUCGCCUAGACCGAAACAUCGCUGCUGAGAAAGCUGCCUCUGUUAAUGGUCAUGGUGGAAAGUAUGAACAGAACGUAGGUCGCAUCGUAGGCGUCCUAGACGAAGACCUUGAUCUGCAAGUCAUGCGAACUCUUCAAGGCAAGACAACGGUGAUCCCGGUGAUAUCAAAAGCCGACACCAUCACCACCGCCCACAUGUCCGUCCUCAAGAAGACAGUAUGGGCUAGUCUUAAGAAGGCAAAUUUCGAUCCUCUCGAACCCCUAGGGCUUGAUGACGAUGAUGAGGCCACGCCAGACUCUAGCAGAAUCGACGAGGCUGAGGAUGAGGAUGGGGAGGGCGAAGAGGCGGCCGAACCAGCGGAGUCUAAAGAAGACAAGGAAGAUUCUGCUAUAGUAGAGGAUGACGACGUUGAUGCGGAUGAAGACGAUCUCCCAAUCCAAGGCAGGGUCUCGCCAGCCUCUAAACGCCGAUCGAAUAACUCCACCCGCAGGUCCAAGUCAUCUGAAGAAGAGGCAAAUGACGAGUCUCCUUUCCUCCCAAUGUCUAUCAUCAGCCCCGACAUCUACGAGCCCGGUGUUGUUGGUCGCAAGUUCCCUUGGGGUUUCGCGGAUCCGUACAACGAGGAGCACUGCGACUUCACUCGCUUGAAGGACGCUGUGUUCAGCGCGUGGCGCGGCGAGUUACGUGAGGCCAGCAGAGAACAAUGGUAUGAGGGAUGGAGAACUAGCCGUCUUAAGCACCGACAACCUGCGACCCGACGUCGAUGAGGCUGAAAGCUGAAUGGCCGGCCGCUAGUAGAUGAGACAUUUCUCUCCACGCUUAGCACGUUUUCUUCAACGCUUUAUGUUUCA
Molecule: messenger RNA, 1939 nt
Organism: Annulohypoxylon truncatum
Lineage: Eukaryota; Fungi; Ascomycota; Sordariomycetes; Xylariales; Hypoxylaceae
Exons: 2
Coding region: 251-1855 (534 amino acids)
Biological process (GO): cytoskeleton-dependent cytokinesis
Cellular component (GO): microtubule cytoskeleton; cell division site; septin complex
Molecular function (GO): GTPase activity; GTP binding; molecular adaptor activity
Source: RefSeq, a predicted model, not a curated record